AUGACUACAAUUUCAGAGUACGACAAAUCACCCUCUUACGAAAAGCAACUGAACGAGGCUCUUAAUGUGGGCGACCACCAUAAGACCCGGGCGUCUAUUAUUGACAUAAGAUCUCAAGAAACCCCCAAAUUCCUUCACCAGUUUACCACGGCCGACAAAUUGAGACAGAUGAUAGAGCAACCUGUCUCUCAGCCACGAUAUCUUGCUAUUAUCGUCGAAAAUAUUUCACGAGAUUUCGUAAACAUUCUGCAGGAAAGGUUCAACGUGCCGGUUGAAUUUUUUGUGGAGCAUGCGCGCGACUGCGUUGGCCAAACUCUCAAGGUACCACAGUGCCCCGUCUCAGCACUCGGUAAUACGCAGCUGUUCUCCAUCCAAGGGGCAACCUACUGCGAUAAUGCAACUAUAAAAGUUCUAUAUAAUUGCCAGGAGUCAAUACAGAGUUUCGUCUCACGGGGACGGAAGCAUUAUUUUCGCCGCAAUACUCGUCUCAGUUGGGACCGUCGAAGUUUCCAGCUCAAUAUCCGGACAACCGUCUAUACUACACGCUCCAAAGAGGGUGGUAUUGUUGCGAUCUACUUGGUGGAUCCUAACCUAGGACCUCUGCAAGCUGUCGGGCAGCCUCAUGUCUCCCAAUGUCCUCCGCCAUGUGGAUUUGACCCCGACUCACCACUUGGUCGGGCAGCAAAACUGGUGCCAGUCCAACAAGAUCUUUAUACGGCCUUCACACAAUACCUAUCCAACGAUUCACUUUCUUAUGAGCAAUGCGCUCUAUCGCCCCUUCUUCCAACUGUAUUUUUAUUCCUUCACCAUUCUAUGUUGUGGCAGGAAUUGCUGGCACGUCUUCGGGUGACCAUUGAACGACUGUGCUUUGCCACUCUGCAUCGCAACCCGAGUCUUCAUAUAGGAAACAGACUUCACGAAAUGCGCGAGCAUAUCUCAUAUGCACAACAAUCCAUUGGGAGCACUAUCAGAGUUCUCAAUUCAAUACGUCAGCGGACCUUACUUGAGGAGCACAAAUGCACUUUCCAUUGUCUCCUCCUCGCAAAUGAGGACAUGGCGAGAGAGCUUGAAUCUCUUCGCGUCUUGAUUAUGGAAUCUUUCACUGUGCUGAUGAGUACUUUAUCUAUCAAAGACUCACAAUUGGCUGUUGUCAAUAGCAAGCUAGGCAUCCGUCAAAACCAGAACGCCUUGCAACAGGGAUCUUCCGUCAAGUUAUUAACACAACUCGCGUUUGCGUAUUUACCCGCAACCCUGGCUUGUAGUGUAUUUUCCAUGGAUAUACAAGAGCUCAAUAACAACGGUCAGAAAAUUUGGGAGUUUUUUAUUGUCUUGAUCGCUCUAGGAUGCCUUUCUGGUGGAUUAAUUUGGGCGGGGAAAAAUGGCGACAAAAUCCGAUUGAGGAUCAACAAGAAAGCUGGUAAUGAAGAAAUCAAUCAUUCAGUGGAAACCAUACCUGAGCACAUGGAUGUGGGGCCGGCUCAGCAACUUCCACACGAAGUCCGUGCAAGUGCAGUCUUUUCAGCGAUGAAAGGGGCUGCCUUUGUGACUUGA
This is a messenger RNA of Penicillium hordei, 1551 nucleotides long. RefSeq lists its product as uncharacterized. Gene Ontology annotation, biological process: transmembrane transport; metal ion transport. The coding region runs from base 1 to 1551 and encodes 516 amino acids. NCBI's taxonomy places the organism in Eukaryota, Fungi, Ascomycota, Eurotiomycetes, Eurotiales, Aspergillaceae. The record is from RefSeq and is a predicted model, not a curated record. Gene Ontology annotation, molecular function: metal ion transmembrane transporter activity. The transcript is spliced from 4 exons. Gene Ontology annotation, cellular component: membrane.